Messenger RNA from Branchiostoma floridae (Florida lancelet), 2481 nucleotides. Its product is annotated as tyrosine-protein kinase receptor Tie-1-like. Gene Ontology annotation, cellular component: signaling receptor complex. Gene Ontology annotation, biological process: cell surface receptor protein tyrosine kinase signaling pathway; positive regulation of kinase activity; protein phosphorylation. The transcript has 21 exons. The record is from RefSeq and is a predicted model, not a curated record. Bases 99 to 2195 code for a protein of 698 amino acids. Gene Ontology annotation, molecular function: transmembrane receptor protein tyrosine kinase activity; protein binding; ATP binding. Lineage: Eukaryota; Metazoa; Chordata; Leptocardii; Amphioxiformes; Branchiostomatidae.
CCGUGUUACAUCUGAGUUCGGGGCUAGAUUCGUCUGGAGAAGAUCGAAAGCUCUACCGGCUAAAUCAUAAAUCACCGUGCUACAUUUCAGACACGUACAUGGCUCGCAGCGAGGCGUUGAGAAGUGUAGCUGUUGUGACAGUACUCUCCUUCGUUGUAAGUUCCGUGGGGAAAUGGACCGGUGACCCGACAUUUUCGAAAGACAGCAUUCGGCUCACCUGGGACCUAACAGGUGUGGACGACUCCUUCGUGAAAUAUGUGGUGCAAAUGCAUCAAGUCAACAGCACGAUCAGAAAUUGUAGUGACGUAUACUUACCAUGGGAACCAAAGGAACAGGGAAUCCCAAGAUAUGAGCUGACAGAAGCUACCUUCACAGGCUUGCAUCCGGGCACAAUCUACUGUCGUAACUGCACAAUUGUGACAACGAAUGGUAGCAGAAGCUGUGGAGAAUUGCAGGCAAUAAUUACAGCUGGUAUCAACUCGACCGACCAAGGUGAUAGGUUCUUCAACUCUACAUCAGUCACCAACAGCACAAUCACAGUCUCCUGGUCGAGCUUUACAGAGCAGGAGCGAAGAAGUUCUUUUGCCGUCAGAUAUUUCUCAUACUACAUGCUCGACAUUUCACCACGAGAGACUGACUCCAACACUCCGCAGGUUUUCUACAACGAGUCGGACUCUGAGGCAACAUUUGUCAGACUUACACCCGGAAAGGAAUAUCAAAUUCAAUUGGCAACAGUCGGCAUAAACUAUCGCCGUGUGGAGAAAGGAUUUGUUUUAAAGGAUGGCAUUAUGCAAUAUAUGACUACUGCCAUCAUCGCAACGGAUCCUUCUCCGGUGGAAAGAGUGUCCAUACUCAUCACGGGUUCGACAUACGUGACUUUGAACCUGAAACCCCCGACGGAAGGGUUCGUAGACAUGUUUCAACUACGGACAACAUCAUCACACCACACAAGCCCUCUGAUCGACGUGCCUUUCUCGGAGAAACAAAGAAUUGUCACUGCAACUUUGUCCAACCUGCAGCCCAAAACCUGGUACAACCUGUCAGCCGUUACUGUUGCCAAUGGAAGGAGGGGACAGGCGAGGUUUGUCACCUUCAGGACAGAGGCCGUCACUGUCGAUCCAAGGCUUGUGGGCUCGGUCUCAGCUGCUCUCGUGGUCAUUCUGAUUGUGGCAGUCUUCUGCACUGUGCGGGUAGUCAAGCGGCUCAGAUACAAGUUGGACCCGGCACAGUUAUUCAAGGAAGUGCUUGAGGACAUCGUUGGGUCUGAGAAGAUGGAGCCUUGGCUGAAGAACAGAAAGGACCUCUUUCUUGAGGAGCUGAUCGGAGAGGGAGAGUUCGGUCACGUGAGGAAGGGACUCCUGAGGGAAAAGAGACAACAUGCCGUGACUGUAGCUGCCAAGACCCUCAGGGUAGACCGAGCCAAUGAGACGACCUACCGGGACUUCGCGAAGGAAGCGAGUCUGCUGGUAGAGGUUAACGAUGAUGGAGGCCACGUGAACAUCGUCCGGCUGAUUGGACUGGUAAUUGAUGGAGUAAAAAAGAAAGACCCGCGGUACAUUCUUGUUGAGUACGCUGAGCCUGGGGAGUUACUGUGGUAUCUGGUGAGCAUUCAGAACAACCGACACCAGGCACAGUUCCCGCCGGGCUUGGGACGACAGCUCACCGAGGUGGCCAUCGACAUCGCCCGGGGGAUGCUUGAGCUCAAGCGCCGUCGGAUCACCCACCGUGACCUAGCGUGUAGAAACAUCGUCCUGACCUCUCCUGCCGGGCAGGCAGGACGGUUGGUCGCCAAGAUCUCCGACUUCGGACUGGCCCGUGACGUGUAUAUUACAACACAGUACAUGAGGCAUCCUUUGACCAAUAUUUUGCUCCCGAUCAAAUGGAUGGCGAUAGAGUCCCUGAUCGAGGGUGUUUACAGCUGCAAGAGUGACAUGUGGGGGUUCGGAGUCGUGCUGUGGGAGAUAGCUACUUUGGGAGGCACGCCUUAUCCGGAGGUUUGUGGGUACGAGACGCUGGUGACCAGACUCCGCCGAGGGUACCGCCUGCAGAAGCCGAACGGCUGUUCGGACGAGCUGUAUGAAGUGAUGAACCUGUGCUGGCUGGAUGACCCGGAUGUGAGGCCCACGCCUGACGUCAUAGAUGACAUGUUGGAGCAGCUACUGCAUCAGGACAAGGCUUUCUUUCCUGACACAUGAGAGAGAGGUAUUGGGUAGGCAGAAGUUGUGUUUAAUAUUUCAAAUAUCUUAGCCAAUUCUGUCUCUUAAGUGACAAUAUGUCUAGGCCUUAGAACCAGUUAUUUUUGGGAUAGGAGUGGCUGGAAUUUCUUGCCUCUCCCUUCAAGUGGUAAAAAAGCCUUUUCACUGCUAUCCACUGACCUAACGUCUGCUUGGAGAAUAAAAACCAGUUACUUUAGUGGUACAAUUCAUUCAUAUAUCGACUUGUUAGUCUGUGACCAGACCCUCUGGUCGACAGACUUUUAGU